AUGAUCUUUUUCGGCGUACUCUCUUUAUUGCUGACGCUCUGUGCCUUUAUUUUAGCUGGUUGCGCGUGUUUCUCUCCUAUUUUUGGCCGUGCAACGGGCUAUAAAACGAUUUAUCUUUUCGAGGUGGGACAAGCGUCAUCGACAGGUAAGGAUUCAUGCUUCAGGAACACUGUGUAUUUCAAUUUGGUCCGCGGGAGUGUUGUCACUUCCUCUGUCAUUGGAUUCAUUGCUUUCAUUGUUGUUAUUCUUACCAUUUUACGAGGGAGGAUGGCUUUCCUCAUGUGCCUGUCACCAUGCUUUUCUUUCAUCGCCUUCCUACUCAUGGCACUCUGCACCGCAAUUAUGUCUGUGGAGUACUUCGUUGGCUUCUGCAGUGACGACGGAGGGUCUGGCAAAAAGCCUCUGAAGGGUGUUUUCAAGUUGUGCUGUGGGUUUUACCUGCUAGUGACUUCCUGCGCCGUUUACUUGGGGAGUCUCAUAGCCCAGUUCUUUGCCCUUCUCAGCUGGGCAGCAUUUUUGAACGAGAUGUGUAUGUAUUUAGAGGAACUGUAG
Molecule: messenger RNA, 552 nt
Organism: Trypanosoma brucei brucei TREU927
Lineage: Eukaryota; Euglenozoa; Kinetoplastea; Trypanosomatida; Trypanosomatidae
Exons: 1
Coding region: 1-552 (183 amino acids)
Source: RefSeq, a predicted model, not a curated record